This is a messenger RNA of Angiostrongylus costaricensis, 546 nucleotides long. The record is from the annotation of a GenBank genome assembly. NCBI's taxonomy places the organism in Eukaryota, Metazoa, Nematoda, Chromadorea, Rhabditida, Metastrongylidae.
AUGUCGAUUCGACCAGCACUCAACGACAUUCGAGAUGAAACGAAAAUCCUUAAGGAGCACCCAAAGUCAUGCUCAAAAUUUAGAAAACCUAAGUGGAUAAUGGACGCGAAAAAUAAAAUCGAAUACGAGAAGUGCUGGGAUCAGCAGAGUGGGCGUGAAGAAAAGACAGCUCAUAUGGAGCGAAAUAAUAAAAUUUCCAACGACCGACUUUCUAUCAACCUUGGCACUGAUGAAAUAGUUGGCCAAUUUACGCAUUUUAAUGGAGUUGAUGACAUGAUGAAGCCACACUGCAUAAUCAUAGAGAACACGGUAACUGCUUUAUGCAAUGCAAUGAAUAAUGGAAUGUGUCGGCUAGACAACGCCAUGAUGAUUGGAAAUAUUCCUGCCAUGCACUUGUCAAUUUCUGGAAGCCUCACGACCACGAACGUCAUUAUGGCGAAUUGGUCGAGAGAGAUGUGGCAAGGUGUGGUGAACAGAGCGGUUCGAAUGCUGGCAUCGGGUCCAUUUCGUACGAACUUCGCCUCGGCAUUUGCAACCGUCGACUGA